Messenger RNA from Arvicanthis niloticus (Nile rat), 1212 nucleotides. NCBI's taxonomy places the organism in Eukaryota, Metazoa, Chordata, Mammalia, Rodentia, Muridae. The record is from RefSeq and is a predicted model, not a curated record.
GACGUCACAGAGUACUGGGCGGAGGUUGCGCAUCUAUUCCACUUGGGGGCGCUAGACUCCCUUGAAGGUGGGUUCACUAUCUUCGCAGUGGUGUGUGAAAGCCAGUUCAGCUCCUGAACCCCACAACAGGCUUUUGGUGCCUGACCGAUUUCUGGACAGAAUCUGGACGACUAGGACAUUUUCUUUAGGUACUCAUAUGACAGAGGCAACAGCAUUGAGCCUGCUUUAAGCAGGCCAGUUCUUCCAAACCAGGCAGUGGGCAAGUAUGAAGCCUGAACACAGGACGAUAGCCACAAGACAGUGGGCCAGGAGUGCUGUGGCCUACCAUACCAGGUCUACAGCCAUGAAGAAGACAAUGUCCCUGAAGAGGAUGAACACGCCAUCCCUCCAGAAGCAGAGGAGGAGAAAGCCUUCUUCCCAGGCUCUGAGGAACAUUGUCGGCUGCAGAAUUUCUCACGGAUGGAAGGAAGGUGAUGAGCCUGUCACCCAAUGGAAGGCCAUCGUUCUGGAUCAACUGCCAACAAAUCCUUCCCUCUAUCUGGUGAAGUAUGAUGGGAUUGACUGUGUCUACGGACUGGAGCUCCACAGUGACGAAAGGAUCUUAAAGCUUAAGGUCUUGCCUCAUAAAGUAGUGUUUCCCCAAGUGAAGGAUGCCCGCCUCGCCCGCGCCAUGGUUGGUAGAGUGGUGGAACACAAAUUUGAGGGCAAACAUGGCUCUAAGGAUAACUGGAAGGGGGUGGUCCUAGCCCAGGUGCCGAUCAUGAAGGCCUGGUUUUACAUUACCUACGAGAAAGAUCCGGUCCUGUACAUCUACCAGCUCCUGGAUGACUACACAGAAGGUAACCUCCGGAUCAUUCCAGAGACUCCUCCAGCAGAGGUGAGGUCAGACAUUGACAGUGACGUCCUAACAGGUAAAUGUGUGCAGUACACCAGAGGCGAUGGGUCCAGAAAGAUCGGCAAGGUCAUUUGCCAAGUUCUAGCCAAGCCUUCCGUGUACUUCAUCAAGUUUGACGGCGACGUCCAUAUCUAUGUCUACAAUCUGGUGGAAAAGAUCCGUUAGGGUGAAAUCCACAAAAGUUCAUGGACGUAACUUUUAGGAUUGGGGGAAAAAGUUUGUUUUUCAGUGUGUUGGAUAUCUAAGGGUCUUUGACAACCCUAGUAUCUUUGCCAAUGGAAUUUGUUUUUGCUCUAAACAUUAAAAUGUGUGACAUG